Kwoniella mangroviensis CBS 8507 is the source of this 1782-nucleotide messenger RNA. RefSeq lists its product as uncharacterized. The coding region runs from base 1 to 1782 and encodes 593 amino acids. The record is from RefSeq and is a predicted model, not a curated record. The transcript has 4 exons. NCBI's taxonomy places the organism in Eukaryota, Fungi, Basidiomycota, Tremellomycetes, Tremellales, Cryptococcaceae.
AUGGCUGACUUGGCAGCGGCCAUAGACUUCAACUCCCGUGCUGUCUCAGCCGCUAUUGAAGCUUUACACCCCAUUGCCACUGAGGAGUACAACAGGCUGACGAAAGCUGAGGGAAAACAAAAUUUCACUUUCGGUCCAGAUCCAGAGACCGCAAAAUUACAAGAUUUGAAAUCUUACUCUACUGGUUUGAAAGGACUGGAAACGCUCAUUAGAUCACACGAGCGCAAAUCCUCCACACGCUCGAUCAAUCGUGGGCUGAAGGAGCUUAUCAGAGCUCUGUCGAAUUCCGAGGACGGUCAGAAAUCGAGGUCAGAAUUAGCAAGAAAGAUAGCAGAUGAACGAUUAUACGGAAAUGAUAAGCUCUCUUCGUACCUUGCUCGAAAAGCUGUCUUGGGCCCAAUUUCUGCAGCACGAGAUGUUUUCGAUGCAAGAAAGGAUAAGCGUUUAACUAAACAUAUCACUAGAGCCUCCAGUGCUUGCGCCACAGCUAACACUAACCUCUCCGCCUUGGAUGCAAACAUCUCUGGUAAAACUCUCUUUGAUUUUCGGACCAAUUUAGAGAGAUUACAUGAUAUACAGGAUACGGACCUUCGAUCUGUAAUUGCCAAGCAUGAGCGAAAUGUGUUCGAGGGGAUGAUUUACUCCUGUCGGGACAAGUAUGAAGGUUCUCGUUUGAAAGAUAUCCGAGAUACGGGCUCGGAUCCCUCAUCAUCGGCCAACGACAUUACCGCUAAGCUGAAAGACAUGACUCUCGAACAUCAAAAAUUGACAAGAAGGAACACCCAAAUUGUGAAGGCUGAGCAUCAGCAAAGACUGAAAGCCAAAGACAUCGACGUCGAAGAUACUUCACUAUUGAAAGCAAGCGUGCUUGAACACAUGAAAGGGCUUCUGGAUUGCAGCGAAUAUCAAGUCGUGCUCGAUGAUGAUCCAGGAUACCAUUCCGAAUUGCUACAAUAUCUCAAAGAGAAUUACGAAAAUAUGCAAUGGGAAUUAUCCAAAUGGUAUAGUAGCCAAGUUGACAUGUAUAAACAAGCUUUUCCUACACAUAAUCUUGAUGAAACCAAAGUCCCAACUGAACAAUUCAAAUCAUUUAUGAAGACUCUCAAUUCUGAUCAGACCAGAACUCCACAAGGAGAGCUCGCAUGGGUAAUAGUGAGAAAAGAGGAAUAUCCGAAACUUGAAAUUAUCAACCGGGCAUCGAGUAUCAUCUCACAUGGUGUACGUAGAAUAACCAAAGAUAUUCAAGCUGAAAGAACGCGCUUGAUAAACUCACUGAAUCAUGAUGCUUCAUACCAGAAUGAGCCCGUAAGAUCGGUGGCACAAACUCUCUUGGGUAUAGCCACUUACGAUCUUCUCAGUGUUAGUCAUACCGGUGAGAUCGAGGUGGGUAAGUUGAAUCGCGGUAAGGACGCACAUGCGAAGAGAUCUAGAACUACCGACUCAGUGAAAGAUACAGUACUCCUGGGAAGUGAUGAUUUAGCAAGUGCUACUGAGGGAUACCUAGCAUUGUAUGCUGAUUACCUGAACACACCUUUUGGGAACAAAAAUCUUUGGUCGGAGAUCGAAGAAAUGAUACCUGACCUCUCGGCACACUCUAAUGCGUCGAAAGAGCAGGAAGGUCGUGAAUUUGAACAGGAAGAGGGUACAUCAUCUCGUACAGAUCCCGCAGACGUCACUGAAAUGUCCCAUCCUACCGACCUAGACAGCUUUGAGGCUGCAAGGUCUUACGUUCCUCCCAUUCGCAGCUGGGCGGAUGUGGUCAGAGAUUCCAUUGGCAGCUAG